CAUUUUAACGUAACGCCUAAUACAAUUAUUAUAAUUUAUUUGAUAUUUAUUAGUUGUAUCCCCGCGAUUAUACUCUUGAACAUUUAUUCUAAAAAUUUUAAAAAGCUUGCCAUCUGUUAGUUUGGAGCCAUUUAAAUUAGUUUUUACUUUUAAUUUCCCACGCCCCUGAUACCAACUGACUAAUUUGUAAACUCAUCCAAUUUUUGAGAUCCAUUUAGUGUGAACGAACCUAGAGAAGAAUUGCUAACAGUCGUUGCAAUCAUUAAAUAAAUAAUGAUUGUUUUUGUUUCGUGAGUUAUGCCUAAGAAAUAUGUGGACUAAGAAUUUACGUUUAUUUUGUGUUUUGGAUACCAAAUUUUGUACUGUUUACGCGAUCUUUCCUCCGGGUUUCGAUGUAGUGUCAGCAGCAGGUGGAAAAAUAAUAUGAGAGGAGAUAAUAAACCAAACUUAGGCUAAGAGGCAGUGGUGGGUAGAAAAAUGAAUGGUUAUUGUGAUGACUCCGCGCGGGCUAUCGCCCUUGCAAGUACGUUAUGAAAUGCGUAUUGCCGACCAAAAAGAGUGUAAUAUCAUUUCGACAAAAUGUUCAAAAAUGUCAGAAGAAACCUACAGGAGACAUGGUACAAACGGGAGCUUAGAUGGGAGAAAUGUUACUGUGAAGGAAGACUGUCCAUCAACCCCUUACAAUCAGGGGGGGCGUCUAAAAUUUUUUAAAGAUGGAAAGUUCAUUCUGGAAUUGGAGAGGGCUCGAGAUGGCGAGAAAGUUUCAUGGGUUUCUGUACCUAGAAAAACCUAUUGGCCUCCUCAAGUUAAUGCUGUACCAACAACCACUUACAAACAGGAAAGUAGUACUUCCCUUAGUGUAUCUGAUGAUAACAGCUCACUGCAAUCGUCGCCAUGGCAGCGUGACCAUUCAUGGAAGCAAGUAAUGCCACGUAAAAGUCUUUCCAAAGAGAUGUCAUUCUAUUAUUGGUGUCCAAAGAAACUGAGUGUGUCGAAACCACGUUCGUUGAGACGUCGUCGUGUGAUAUCACUCGACUACAAAAACGUCCAAAACAACGUUUCGGACUCAAAGUGCAAUAUCCGCAAAGUGACGAAACAGCAUCGCGUGCGUUCGUUAAUGUCCGUUGUGCAGUCGCUUAUCGAUCGUUCAGUUUCGGGCGGUGUCGCCCUUACUCGUCCUGAAACUGUUGUUUCGCCCCGGAAACGUUUCUUACGUGAAAUGGAGAAAGACAAGUAUACAACAAAUGAUGCGUGUCAGAAAAGGAGUAGGAACAAAGUCGUACCACCCGUCGCCCCUGGACAAUUUUCACCGGCAACUACGCCCACAUCUUCAACUAAUAAUAAGUUACAACAGUCUCUUAAGGGAGAAAGGAGCAGUCCGCCUACCUCACAGGCAAACGGAACGAGUACGCCCGAAGAAGUCCGAAUACAAAAGAAUUGCAGCUACAGUAUCACGUCGCUGUUGGCGGACGAUCGGAACACGCAUGUGCGAGGGUCGCCCGACAAAUCACCUAGUCAGUUUACGCCGGUCCAAUACCGACCACCCUCUUCCGAAGACCCUUGGUACUCUGAGAGCGUCGACAGGUUACGUUCAAUUGAACUUUCGCGAGUGGAUAAACGGGCUCUGUCCUCAUAUCCACCAGCAUAUCACCAUUUCAUGACCCCCUACAUGUAUUCGUACCCUACGGCGCCUCCUUAUUACCCCUCGAACAUGUACAGUCGAAAUUAUAUUGCUCCUACAUCGUAUCCUGUAGCACCAUUACCUGUUCAUCUGAGAAACUCAGCGCCUUCGUGCUCGUGGAUUUCAGAGGCUAGACCUAUAAAAGAAGAAUAUAAUUUAAACGAAGAAUAUCGUAUAAAGGAGGAGGAUUGCGUCGAAGACAACCUAACAGAUAUGCCAUUAAAUCUGUCAAAACAUGCAAGUUGAACCAUUUUUUGUGCCUUCCAUAUCGUAUUACAGUAAAUGAGACACAUAUUUUUGUAUAUUGUUUAUAGAAUUAAUAGUAUCUCGCUCCUCUUCGUUAUGUUAGGUAUGCAAUUUCAGAAAAAGAAUUCGAUUUCGUCGAUUAAUGGGCGUGGUAUAAAGGUCCGCUAUUGGUGUUUCGAUGUGAUAAAAAUAAUCAGACAAUGUAUGGCAUGUACCUUUAAUGUGUGGCAGGGUGAUUUUGAUAUCGUUACAGUAGAUAUUAUAUUUUCACUACUUAUUCGACUGCAUUUAUGAAUGUACUGCGGUAAAUUAAUUCCGAAUUUUCUCAUUUUUUUUUUCUUUUAAUUGUUAACUACGAUAUAUUUAAAGAAUGGGGUGUUAGUUUAAAUAUGUAAUUGUAUGACAUUUACUUACAUUUUAAAACAAUGAAAAAGUGUAACACGCGUUUAAUUUAUUAUAAAGUGAACUAAAUUGGGACCUUUAAUUAAAUCAAUUUUUUCUAUUUAUCGGUCAUUUGACGUGUAUUAAUAAUCAACAUCCCAUAAUAUUUUUAAAGAAUCGGAUGUUUUACGAUUGGUAGUUUUAUGUUUCUGAUUUUACAGAAAUGACAUUUACACACCGUCUUUGUUGCAUAUUAUAUAUAAAUAUUUAAAAAAAAUAAUUUGUAGUUUCUUAUCAUAUUUUUUAACUAUUUGUCACGUAGAAGUCUGUAAAUAUCUUCUGUAUAUUGUGUAUAAGCUUUUUAUUUUGAUAGGCCCAGCUAUUUAAAAUUCGUACUGUAACUUACAAAUAACAAUUCAUUAUCCGAAGAUUUAAAAUAAUAAACUGUUUUACAAUU
Messenger RNA from Agrilus planipennis (emerald ash borer), 2765 nucleotides. RefSeq lists its product as uncharacterized. Bases 482 to 1927 code for a protein of 481 amino acids. NCBI's taxonomy places the organism in Eukaryota, Metazoa, Arthropoda, Insecta, Coleoptera, Buprestidae. The record is from RefSeq and is a predicted model, not a curated record. The transcript is spliced from 5 exons.